This is a messenger RNA of Porites evermanni, 9747 nucleotides long. Lineage: Eukaryota; Metazoa; Cnidaria; Anthozoa; Scleractinia; Poritidae. The record is from the annotation of a GenBank genome assembly.
AUGAUCAGCAAAGGCCGCACAAUCCAACGUUUCAGUGAGAUGCAUUCUUGUGUGGCCCUUGGAUGGCUGCUAAUUUUUCUCCGCGCUUCGCCUGUACUCAGUAUAGGCCAAUCAGGUAAGAGGUUUACCAUGUUAUAGUUUAAAAUGUUCAUUUAUCACUGCGUCCUAAUUCCUGGGACAAAUUUGCAGGAUCAUCUUAAAUUAUUUUGAAAAAAAAAAAAAAAGAAAUUUUGCUUCUGGCAGUGUAAGCGACUAAAAAACUAUGACAUACGAAACUGAAAGGGAUCAGAAGUGACGGAAGAGAACCUCUACAAAAUAUGUAGGAACGGUCUUUUUCUCCCUCUGGUUCUCAGCAGUAGGUGAUACACUUGAUCAAACCUUGGCCUCACGCAAAACGCUGUUUUGUUAAACACGAGCAAAACUCUGCUUAAAUUACUGGCCCAAUAGAUUUGACGAGCAAAAAGGAAACUCUGCACCGUAUGACACUUUUUUGGACAUGUUUGGCCGUCCUCCCCAGAACUAUGAAGUGAAAUAGUCGAAAUACCCUGUUGAGACGUUUUCUUAAGGUGUUAGUCGCACAAAAUCCUUUUUCACCUUCAUUUUACGGAGUGAGCCUUUGAUUAUUGUGGCUCACAUGUGGCUAUAAUUAAACGAAAUUAUCGCCUUGUUUUUGUUAAAUAAUUGGUUUGGUCGAUAAAUGAAUUUUAGUGGCAUUAACUAACAGGUAAUUGAUCUGAUUUAGUUACAUCGGGUGGUGUCAAGUCUACUCCAUUUCAACAAUUUUGCGGGCGUGAAAUCGAAAAUGACUUACAUAAGCAAAUUAGCUUGUGGAAAAAGUACAAUAUUAUUGUGAAAGGUGACACGUUAACAUUUUUUAAAGAACUUCAGUCUACAACCCUUCACAGGGAGGACCCCUUUUUGGGUUUAGAAGGUCUCGCCAUGAUAAAGGUCGCUCAACAUGUUUUUCCCAAAUGUACUUAAAAACGAUAUUAACGUCACUGAUUUCAAUGUUGAAUACCCUUUCCGUUGUUGUAACUAAAUGAAAAGAUCGCUUGAGAAAAUAGCGAUGUCUAGUGUACCUUUAAUCAGCCUUGUAAAGUACAUUCGUAUGCUCAAUUACUUUUUCUUUUCUUUUCGUAUUGAGUCAUCACAUCCAGAGAAAUUCAUGCUUAUGAGAUUCAUGAAUGCUCCUUAUAAUAUACAGCAAGUGUUCCCUAGCUCUAAUUCUGUCAAACUUCUUUUACUUUUUCCCUCUUGGCGGCAGUAGCGUGGGAUGCAUGUCAAUCGAUCAUAAUGCGUUCCUGUUUGGGUGAGAGGUGCUUAUAAGUGAAAUGGAACUAUUCUCUAUACAGUUGUCUUUUGCCAUUAAAGAAAGAAAACAAAAGGAAACGGGUUGUAAUUUUACAAUAGUUUAUACAGAAAAGGAUAAUUAGUCACGGUUUAUUGCCUAAUUUUUUUCAGUUACAUCAUGGAAGGAAGGGAGUCGUUUCGGUUCAGGUAGUUGAAUUUCCUUUAUUUACCAUUCUGUUUUUCCCAGUUUCAAACAACAUCAAAAACAAUUAUUCGGAUUUGGCACUAAAGCAAUCGACAUAGCCCUGAGAAAGGCAGAAUAUUCAUUAGCCUCAAUAGCAUAAUAACUUUUAGAAAACUGUUCUCACCUACGGUAUAUAUAAUUGGCCCGUGACGCGGGAAAUAAGUAACUCCUUUAAAUUCCUGCUCGUUGGUGGUAUGAUGCAUUGUGGCCCUUCCUUAGAAUUGCUCGGUUUUUGUCAGUGCCUCUUGGUCACUUCAACAGAGUUCAGUGGAAGUGACUUACAAGUUUCGCUGUGGUUUCAACCGCCACCAAGAGAGUUUGAAUUUCUCGUACAGCAAAUCGAAUCGCUGGGGCUAGAGGAGAAUAUUUUGGGAGAUGUAAAUUGUCAUGUGGCUGUUUGCCCACUUGCCCACUAGAAUCUCUUGCAAAGAAUCUUCUGGAAAUCUGCAACCUUUACUAAUACCACCAACUUAUUAAUGUGAACAUUCGAAUCACUGAAAAAUCCACGACUUUUUUUGAUUUAUUCAUAACAAAUAACAAGCAAACCUUUAUACGCAUUCUGGGGUUUGUCACAUCGGAAUUAGUGACCAUUCUCUUAUCUAUGGAGUUACAAAAUUUGUAUUCCCAAAGGGAAAACAAAGAUUGUAUCCUUUGAUACGUUUGACCACACUGGGCAUAUUGUUGAAAAAACUGCAAGUUAAUGGUCUCGAACCGCAUGCAGUUCAGUGGUUCAAAUCAUACCUAUCAGAUGGCUUUCAGAGUACUUACGUGUAUGGCACUCUAUCAGACUAUCUUCCUUUUAUCUUUGGGGUCCCACUAGGUUCUUUACUUGGACCUUUGUUGUUUCUCUUUCAUAUAAAUGACCUACAAGAAUGUAAGCUGUCAUCAUCUGUACUUGCGUACCCUUUCCGCUUAUUACUCCACAAUUCUUGAAGAAAAGUUAAUCAAAGAAUUGGAUGAGGUUCAAAAGUGGCUGAAAUCCAAUAAACGUACCUUAAAAGUUUAAAAGACAAAAUAUAUGAUUAUUGGUCACCACUACCGAUUAAGGCGUCAACAAUUGACUCGGGUAACUAACCAUAGAUAUCUGGGAAAAGAGGUUGACCAGGCAUUGGGGUAGCAAUCCCAAGUAAAAACCAUCUGUAAAAAGGUAUCUGCAGGUCUAGGUAUCUCACCAGAGACAACGGACCAGUUUUCUUCAAAAACGUUGUUUCAUAAAAAAGUUGAUGCUAUGAAUGUUGAGGCAAAUUGGAUUGGGUUUCUGAGUAAUGGAAGGACUACAGGUGUGUGAAGGUCUGAUCCUUGUUAUUGGCGUUUCCAUCCCCCCUUCCUUAUAUUGUGAAAGGCAGGAUAUUGGUUGGGGCAGGAGCGGUUUGCUCCCAUAACUUAGUUCCUCGUGUGGGGACAAUAGGCAUGCAGUGGGAAUAUUACACUGUAUUUAACCCGAAACUAAAACGAGUCCAAGGGAAAUGAUUUUUUUUUUCAGAUACCAAGCAAUAUGACCAUUCAUUCCAUUGGGUUAAGCACCUUCAAUGUCUUUGUUACUAACUGUAAGUUUAUGAACACCCAAGUAGCAUUUGCCAUUUUUCAAAACAGUCACUCUCCUGUGUCAAGAACGCAGUCAUCCACACUAGUCAUCAACGACUCAGAAUUCUUAAAUAAUACCGUAUCCUUCUUGGUUGUUAUGUUUCAGGGGGCUUUACAUUAAACAUAUCGAGGUGCGUCUUUCAGGGCGGAGUGGAUGGCUUACGUUUCAAUGGAACCUCCUUGAAAAUCAUGGGCCAAGAAGCAGUGUACAUUAACGUUAUAAGGAAACAACAAAACACUACGGCAAAAGCAGUCGGGUUUAACACCGAUUCCGUUUUUCGUGAACUUGGUCACGAAAAUCCUGGCUUUGCAUCGUCAUUUCUGUCUAACGGUAGCAUCUUUACCAAUGGAACUUGGACAAUAGGCAACACAACAUUUCUAGCCAACAAAAAUGUCAUGGCAGAGGACGGCGGAUUUCGCGUACGACUAGUGAAAGUGAAGAUUAAUUCCAUCCGUGGAAAGGCCAUACUCUUGACACUAAAUAACGCUGUUCUUUCAGAUUCGAAUUCAUCCAGUCUCGUUAUCAGUGACUCAGAAUUCUUGAGUAGUGACAUAUCCGCCUUGGCUCAAAUUCAGAAGGGGCUUUUGGCCUUUAAUCUAGCCAGGUGUGUCUUUCAGGGUAAUACAAAAUCAUCCAUACCCGGAGGGAAUAUCUUGUUACCUAAUGAACCCCAAACUGUGACAAAGGCAGAGGUUUUUGAACUUGGUCACGAGAACAAUGGCUUUGCAUGGUCAUUUUUGACUAACGAUAUCGUCUUUACCCGUGGAACAUUGAGGCUAUUUCACACCACAUUCUUGCAUAACAAAAAUGCUGUAUUAGUUGCUGGAGAUUUAGACGCGCAACUAGUAAAUGUGAAGACUGAUUCUACGAACGGGAAUGCCAUACUCGUUGAUAACCUUUUCACAGUCUCAAGUACAAGAUCAUCCAGUCUUGUUAUCAGCGACCCAGAAUACUUGAAUAACAGCGAAUCCGUCUCAGUCGUGGUUCUGUAUAAGGGGGUGUUUGCAUUAAACAUAUCGAGAUGUAUUUUUCAGGGAAAGAUGGGGCGAUUUAAUGGAACCUCCUGGGAUAAGACGACGAUGGCGGCAGUGUACGUCAAAUUAAUAAACCAAUCGCGAGAAUCGACGGUACAGGCAGUCGGCCAUAUAACCUAUUCCGUUUUUCGUGAGAUUAACAAAAAGAACAAUGGUUUCGCAUUAUCAUUUCGGGCUUACAAUUGCUUCUCUACCGCUGGAAAUUUAACAUUAUACAACACUACUGUUCUAAGGAACGAAAAUGCCAUAUCCGUGACUUGUGGAUUCGACGUUCGAUUGUCAAAAGUGAAAGUCCAUUCCGACCAUUCCACUUAUGGGUGUGCCUUUAUGGCCAAUGGACCUCAAAAACGAAAAGAAAGGGAUGCUGAUUUCAGGGUGUUUCUGGAACUCUUCAUUUUCUGGAACAAUCAAUUUGGCGUUCGAAUGGCGGCCAAUAUUUGCCUGAAUGACGUCCUUUUUUGUAUAGCAAGCAGCCAAUCGCUAGUUGUCAAGGAGAGUUUUUUUAUUGGCAGUAAUGAGACGCGGGGUACGGGUGAUGCAAUCAGAUUCCAGGUGUACUCAGACCAUUUAAACAGACCACCAUUUAUCAAGGGUGAGCUAAUCCUCGAAAACGUCACUUUCCAGGAAUUACACAACAUCGCUCUGUAUGUACGCAUGCAGAAGAACGUUAAAGGGCAAGUAUUUGUGAAGGACUGCAAGUUUGUGAACAAUUCGGCACUCAUUGAGCGCCUUAGUGAACAGCCAACUGUAAAAAUUGAAUUUGACGAAGAGGAUCCUCCGAAGUGUCUGAACAACGACAAACUGGUGUGGAAAAAUAGAUCUCAGAUACGGGUGAUAUUCCAAAAUAGCGUGUUCGAAGACAACGUUGGUAUCUCGGGAGCACUGAACGUUUUGAACGGAAACGUUUCUUUAAUAAACUGCACUUUCAAAAACAACGAAGGUUUGACUAUGGGGAGACAUAUUUAUAUGAAGACAGGCUUCGGUAUUCUUCACAUUGUGAACAGAACCUUCACCCAAACACGCUUGAAUCGAUUUUCUGAUACAAAGCAACGCGGAAUCGGCUCAAGUAAUGGGUGUUUCGUGGUCACAGACAGCACCGGCCCUUUAACUAUUUCAAAUCCGUCUUUUACAGCAAAUGUCAACAUAAACUUUCAUCCAUUUUUAAAGGCUUCUACCAGUAGUUUGAUUAAAAUUGACGUUGCUUCCUCCCUUCGAUGCCCACCCGGAAAGAGGGUCAAACUUGAUAAAGUCCAACAAAACUUAACUGAGGGUCUUGACUUUACCAAGGGAAACAAAACAUGCUGGAUUAGGUUAAACAUCUUCAAGACGUCUUGCGAAGAGUGUCCCGAUAAGUUUUAUAGUCUUCAUAGAGUACUAGCUACGGGUAUGAAUAAAAGCAAGGGAACUGAGUGUCUCGACUGUCCUUAUGGAGCCACGUGUGAACAUGGAAACGUUAAAGCGAAAGAAAACUUUUGGGACAUGAACGUUUCAGCAAGUUUUCCUACAAUGAAGUUUUUCCCCUGUCCUUUGGGAUAUUGUGGCAGGCCGAGCGAUUCCAAUGAUUACGUUUACAAUGCCUGUCGUGGAAACAGGAGUGGCGUGCUCUGUGGCAAGUGUUCUGAUGGAUACAGUGAAACGCUAUAUUCACCCUUAUGUAGAGAGAAAGAGAAAUGUAAUGAUCACUGGUUUUGGUUAGCUACUACAAUUUACGUGGUUUUGCUGGCACUUUACCUCGUCUUCAAGCCUCCCAUUUUCUCAGAGCUAUACAGGCAUAGUCUGUGGUUUAAGAGAAGAACAAAGAGAUUUGAUGUACAGCAAUUGCGACUUCAUAACGAUCAAAACCACGAUCCUGGAUACCUGAAGACUAUUUUCCAUUUUUAUCAAGUAGUUAAGCUGGUAAUGGUGAAUUCCCCAGAAACGACUCUUACCAUGGUUCCAAUUAUCCCACCUGUGAUCGCGAUUUUCAAUUUCCAGGUUAAGACAUUGAACGAUAGAAUUGGCUGUCCAUUUCCUGGUCUCACGGCCGUCACCAAGGCUCUCUUUCAGUGUACGAUGUUCCUGGGAACUUUACUUUCCAUUGGUUUUACAUAUGUCAUCCAUCGAGCUGCAAGCAAGUUCAGGUACAUUUCAGCACCUUCGCUAUCAUUAUACCUGGCUGUUGCUUUGGAAACACUGUUGCUUGGCUAUGAAAGACUUGCUGAUACAUCCCUAAAGCUUAUGCAUUGUGUUCCUAUUGAUAAGGAAUGGCGCCUUUUCGUUGAUGGUAACAUUCAAUGUUGGCAGUGGUGGCAGUUCCUGAUAAUCGCGUUCGUAUUGUCAUUUAUCAUUCCUCUUAUCCUUGUUCUCUUCUGGGGAUCACUGCUACUUGCCAAAGACCGAUUGACUGCUAAGGAAUUUUUACUGGCUUGUGCAUUUCCUCUACCUCACCUCGUCACCUGGACUAUACGGCACCUUAGAAAAAGAGAUUCUGAACGUGUAGUGUGCUCCCCCAGUGAUACCGAUGAAAUCAAGAAGGUUCUCUAUGGUCCAUUUCGUGAACCCUCUUCCGUACAACAUAGCACCCUGUACUGGAAAAGCGUUCUGACUGGCCGGAGUUUGUUACUGUUGAUCAUUCACACCUUUGCUACCGAUCCCAUAAUACGCUUCCUUUGCUUAAACUGCUCAUGCGUUUUGAUUCUUGUCCAUCAUCUUACAAUGAGACCUUUCCGCGAACGGAAAGCCAACGUUUUCGAAGGCCUUUCCCUGUUGAGCCUGGUUGUCAUUUGCUCGUUCAGUUUGGCUGAAGCCACCUAUAUAUCUGAGGGAAUUGAUCCUACAGAAAAGAAUCAAAACCUCUUUCGUGUUUUGCAGUGGAUCGAGAUAGUCUUGAUUGGGCUGCUACCAGCGGCAGCGUGCAUUCUUGUGAUUUUUGCCACGUUGUCUCAAGUUGUUCGCUUGCUGUACCACUGCAUUAGAUGCCUGUUACAGGUGAUACGGUGCAAAUGCCUCAUCGUGCAGUUACGAAUGCCGCGGAGACUACUGCUUAAUUGGGACCAGGAAGACGCCGAAUUAAUAGUGUGAUUUGUCACCUAUGAUAUUACACAUACUAACUCUUUGUGGCAAUACGCUGAUAAACGUUUUGCAAUAACAAAGCGAUCUUUCGCGUGCUAAUUGGUCAAGAGCUAUGGUCGAUGAGAGUAUAGGCCAUUGAAAUGAAGCUUCAGUGGAAAUGGACGUCAAAAACUGUCCAUAUUAUUGUAAAAAAAAACAAAUCUACAACAAUGCUCCAUCUCUAUACUCUUAUAUGGUCCAUAGAAAUAACGUCAAAAUGUUCAAAACUUUGCAGUGAAAUCACUCCAUUACGGCUCGUGGUUCCACUUGAUCAUGAGUUUUGAACAUUUUGACGUCAUUUCUAUGGUCGAUAAUAGAAGAGACCAUGACAUUUCUGUCGAUUUAUUAAAUAAAUGUAGACGUUCCCGCUAGUUGCUUCCAAAUAUAGAUAUAAAACGGCAAUUUUAUUGUUUUAAUAAACGUUAUAGUACAACAGUGUUACUUGAGUUCAAAAGUUUAGUUGGGCACUGUCACCUGAGUACUUCCUAAAAAUGAACAAAGGAGUCUGUAUCAACAGAAAUUCAUCCUAGCAGCGACCAAGUCCUACUUAAGGGAAGAAAACCUGUUCUAAGGUGUCUUUGACUUGGACACGUGCGAGAAAGAAGUACAUUGAAUCUUCGAUCCACGUUUCCAAUUUUGUUUGAGAUAAAAUCGUUCAAAAAGUACACUGAUUACGAUUUUAAAAAAUAGCUGGGUGAUCCUCAGGCAUUGUUCUAGAAAUUGGCUUUGACUCGAAAUAGCAGUUAUUUUAAAAUAGUUACGUGACAGUUCCAAAUGCUCAUGUGAAAAUGUGCUUCGCGCAUGCGUCCUCGUUGUACGGGAGGUGCAUGGCUUUUAUUAUUUUCUCCUCGUCUCUUCCCGUGCGUCCCCGCGCUCCUCAAUUUAACCUUUAUCUUUCCUCACCUCAAGAACACAUCAACAGCGACUGAGUACGAUUCUGGCUCAGUAAUCACUAUACUGGACACUAAAGACACUAAAGAGGCAAGACAGCUUUCUUAUUGUUCAAAAAAUAUAAAAAUCUCACAUUUAGGAGCGUUUUCACAUGACGCCACAUCCGCCAUAUUGGUGUCCUAAAACAUUUCAACGGCGGACAUGUUGCCUUCCAAAACUGACUAAUCUUGAUGGAGAUGAACCGUUUUCUUAUGUAAAAACUUUCUUUUGUUUUAGUAACAUUUGCAUAGCUGACGGCCACGUGAGUGAAAAGGCUGAUAGUGAAUUUCCCUCAUUAAAAUGGGGACUAAUUUUCCUGACUCCCACUCUUUCUUUUCUUCUAACAUUUUUUUAAAACUUUGGGAAAAUUGAUAAAACCCAAUCACCCAAAACCGCGAUUGCGAAAAUUGAUUUUCUAUCUUCGCAGUAUAAACAUUACCGGCUCAAAUCAAGGUGCGUGGUGUUCUGAACUUGGAGCAAUAGCAUAUGGCGAGGAGGGGGGAGAUAUGGCCGAGAUUUCGACUGUGUUGGUGGCAGUGAGUUUCAGUAUCUACUCGCAAAGUGACCAGAAUAUUCCCUCAGCCUUCUCAAAGCCACAGAUACCUGAGCAAAUUGUUCCUGAUUUCUUUCUUUGUCUCAGUGCAAGUAGACUGUCCCGCAUGAAAUAAGAGUAUUGGAUGGUUGCUAUGAAAACAAAUUUUGUCUUUUGAUAUGCAAAUAUGCAGCAGUUCUUUGAAGAAAGCGAGAGAUCUUAAGCGUAAAAGUUUUUUUUUUAUUCAACCGACGGUGUUAUUCAACUGGGCUCCCUCUCAAAACACUCCUCUGUUUCAUCGCAUUAUUUUUUUUUGGCUGUUGUUUCGUCUGCUUAUCUCAAAAGCUUGUCUAAAAAUGACAAAAAUAUCACCCACGCUCAAUUAACAAAAUUUUCAGAAAUACCCUUCCUAUGCCCGCUUCAACACCGGAGUAUUGUUCACAAUAAAAGGCAUUGUUUCAACAAAAAACAGCGCUGAAUUGUCUUUACAAAUCACAAAAAUUCUUCUUGAGAUAUUUUCAAGUACAGGUAAUUUCCGUUCUGUACUACGCAAGAGAAAAGCCCGGCUUUUGAAUUAUUUAUACUGAUGUCUGAUGCAUGAUGCUUGAGUCUGUUGAAAAAGUUGGCUUUGCUUAUUUUCCCCGUCGAGAAUAAAAACCAAUUGAUAUUGUUAAAACUUGCUUUCGGUUAUUAAUACAAGAUCGGAUUUUCGUGUUUUUGGAUCGCUGGAUAGUAGAACCACUUGUAAAACAAAUCGCUAAUGUUGACUGUCAGUGUUACUGUUGGCAGACCUUUAUUAGCACUCUAGGAUUAAAUAUCCUCCUGGGGACUUAGGAAAGUGCGAAAUAAUUUUAGUGGGUGACGUGUUAAACUCAACUACCGUGACAGCCAGUGAAAUAUUUUGCAAUUUAAAUUGGUUUUUCCGUUUCAAUUUUUGACAGGCAACGUGAGAGCCUCCGUUGAAAUUUUACAAGUGUUCAUCUCAAGGAACAGGGACCUUCUGGUUAACUGGGACCCAGAGGAGGUCCAUGUCCUGGAUUGA